UUGGACAUUUAAUUUCUAAGAGUCCAUACAUAGGAACAGAGUUGGGGUCUAUGACUUUCCUGUCAGGAGAAGUUCCCAGAUAAAAACAUGAGGGAUUGAUGACUAAGCCAGUGCUUUAAACACAUUAUUUCCUGUUAUAGUGGCGUAUGCUUCUGCUGCCUCCUGUUCGUGUUCAAGUCCAAAUUUCAUUGCUGCUGUUUGAAUUUUGUUACUUUUUAAUAAUGCGUCAGCCAAAGUUUCGAAAUCUUUUUUCCGUGAACAAACUCUUUUAAAGAACUUUAUUCGGUAAUAACCAAUAUUUGCCCCCCAAAUCAAACUUUGAUGGAGUUAUUUUAAUUAAGUUCUUAAUCAGGGGAGUAUAUGCUGAUUUCAAAGCACUGAAUAUUUUCAUAAGUAAUGACGCCAUAUGUACGUAAUGACGUCACAAACAUGACGUAAAUUUCAGUUUUUUAUGAAUUUUACAGAAAAAUGUACAUAUUUCGUCGAUAUUUUGAGUAAAAAGUCACCGAGCGCAUGUGUAUUCAGGAUCAAUAUUUUGAUAUAAUGUGUAGUCAUGAUAAUAUCAAUGAAAUAUGUCAAUAUUGUUCCUGAACAAACUUGCGCUCUAUAAAUUUUAAAGCUAAAAUUGUUGAAAUUUUGUCCAUUGUGUCCUCUUUCUGAAAAAGGAUAUAAAAUCGGACUAGAUUGUGACGUCAUAAAAGCAAAAAUUGUGUAUAAACUGCUUUGACACUAUAAAAUUUUCUGUUAAUUUAUAUUUCUCAUAAAAUUUAUUGAAUACAGCACAUUUCAGGAAGUUUUCAAAAUUUGACUUUUGCGGGGGCAAAUAUAUGCAAUAUACCGCAUAUAGUUCUUUAGAUGAAGUAAUUCUGUGUUUUCUUGCUGAAUUCCAGUAGGGAUUUUUAGACUGUUCAAUUGUAUUUUGUUCGAUGUCGUCAGAAUCGGUUUUUGACACGGCAAGUCCAUCAUAAAAAUUUUGUUCACUCAGAUUUAGAGCUGUAUUAAAAGUUUGAUCAAGAAUAGGUAAAUUAUAUCCAGGAAAAGUAGGAAACGCAGGAUUGUUUAUAAUUGUAUCGUUAUUUUCGUCAAUUUUCUUUUGCGGAUAAGAAAGAAGGGAACCUUUAGGCACUGGUCCAACUUUUGAUUCAAUGGUCUCAAUGGAAUUAAUUUUGGAGGAAGGUGGCAGUAUGGUUUUAAAUUGAGCAUUUGUUGCCAUUAUAUUUUGAUUGAGAGAUUCCAAAAUGUUCUGAUAUGGUAUAGGUUGCUGUAUUGGACAAUAAAAUUUUGAUUUCACACCAUCUGUUCUUUUUAUUUUUUUACAGGUAGUUUUCUGAAUAUGUACAUCCUCAACUGCUUCAGGACGGAUACCCUCUAACCGUUGGGGUAUAUGCCAUGUUUGAGGCAUUGAUGUCUUAGACUUGACACGUGGCACUGUCUUUAAAUCAAGCUUUUGAUAGUGGGCUAAUGUGUACAUAAGGCCUAAAAUAUGGCUGCAAUGUCCAGAGCCUGCUUUACAUGUGCAGUUUGAACUUUCAACAUCGGUACAAGCUGCAGCUUUUAGGGCAAUUUGUAAAUUAUGUGGGGGAUCAUUUUUCCUCAUAGAAGGAAAGCACUUGGCUCUAAUACAAGCACCAGUGCCCCCUGAUGUACAUGGUCUCACUGAAACAAUAGAAGAAGCUUACUUAGCUUCCUUGUAAAUGAAAAUUGAUAAGGAAACAGAAAUAAAAACAACCAAGGACAAAAUGAAACUGAUUUCAAGAAAUGAAAAGAAACUUGGACAAAUGAUAUGAAAUAAAAAUGAAUAAAAGAGAUUGAAAACCAGGUUGGGAUUUAUUUGCUACAUAAGUAGGAAAGCAAAAGAUUCAGAUGAUUUUUUUUUUAAAUUUAUACAUGUAUUGAAUGUAAAUUUAAGCUAUAUAAAGACUUGAAAUUGAAAUUGACAGAUUUCUUGGUAUAUAACGUUACACCUCUACAGGACUUUGACAUUUGUGAAUAUGGUAGUGUGGAAUUUAAUUUUCAAUUUAUAGGACCAACCUCACAGUUUCCUCGAGUUCUGUUCCGACCGAGUCUGGAUGAAGCCCUUGCUAGAGACCUAGGAAGUACUGACGACACUUCAUUCCUGAGUAGCAGUACAGUCCAGGCCCCCAGCCUAGGGGUGGUUGUGUACCAACUCCGUCAGUGUGCUAACCACUUUAUGUCUGUGUACGAGAGUCACAAACAACAUCUCCUUAAACUACAGAGUCUGGCUGAUCUUAGUACAGAUGACCUCAAACAGAAGAGAAGCUUACAUCUCAUCAGAGACAGAAACUCGCUAAAACUCGCCUCACCAAAAUCGUGCAAUACAAAGAGGAACAACUGCAUUACUUUGCUUACAUCUUGGAGAACUGUCUGUUUAUGUUGUGACGCCACCUGGAGUAUUAUCUCAUUCACUGCGUUCCUGUCAAUCAGCAGACAUCUACAUACCAGAGUCAGACUCGCAGACUCACUCAACUCAGGAGGCUUCAAGAUAGAUUCAUCAGUACAGAGUACAAGAUACGUGAAUAUGAAGUCCAGACCAUUCAUGCUGAUGAUGAUUCAACUACUGCAGCUCGACGGCAGAAUGACUUUCCAUCCCUUCCAAAAAAGAGCAGGACAAGAAUCGCUUGUUGAAAAUAAACUAACAUAGUCAAUAGACUACUUUUCUUUGUCAGCUUUAUAUUACGGGGUACAUGCAUCUCUUGUUUGAGUGUUACAUUUAAAGUGGAAACUAAUCACUCCACAUAUAGAUUUUUUUUUUUCUCCAUUUUUCAUAUUUAAUCUACCCUGUUGUAUGUCUGGUGUGGUAAUAGAUCACUCCACAUGCACCCUUUCAUGUUUAAUGCACUAUGUUAUGUUUUGUAUAUGUCAGGUGCAGUAUUACACUGCUGUAGAGUGUAGAUUAUUCUUUUUAAAAAAAUGUAUGCAUAAUUUAAUGUCGACUUGUGAUGUCGGGUUCAGUAAUAGGCCAAUCAACAGAUAUUCUCUAUUAUCAUGCAUAAUCUACACUGUGAGUGUUUUUCAGGCUUUUUAAUAAGCUGCUCCAGAUAUUCAUGUGAAUUUUUUUUUUUGAACUUUUUAUAUUUAAUGUCCUGCAUCAAGUGUUAUGUCCCAGUGCAGCAUUGUCAUUUUGUUUUUAAUUUUAGGUAUAGUUUAUGUAAUUUUAUGUCUCAUGUCAAGGAUGGUUUUAGACUAAGCCCAUUUCAAGUUUUUUUUCUCUGUUUACCGUCCAACCUUCAAUCAAAAACCUAACUACAUGUACCUAUUUGUAAAAAAGAAAUAUAAACCAAAAAAUAAAACACAGAAUGUACUUGUAUCAUGUCUAUAGUUAUAAUAAUAGUGUAAAUCUGAGGAUUUUAUUUCAUCAAUCUGCUUUUCUGAUAGAAAUAUCUAUUCUUCAGCAAAAUCAAAAUAAUAAAUGCCUAAAGUACACCACCUAUGACAUAUUUAUUGUACACAUUUGAGAAAUUGACAGAACUCAAAAGAUUUCAACAAAAAUAAUCAAGUGUAGGGCUUCUGAUUUUGUUUGAUUUUCUGAUACAUGUAGGUGUCAAAAACCAAGGUGCAAUUGGAUGCCAAAACAGAAAAAAGACUUGGAAUGGCCUAUUAAAUGUUAUUAUCCUACCUGUUCAUGGAAUAAAAUGACUUUUGUUCAAUUUGAAAGAGUACUGAUUUCUUCAAUGAUAUUCUUAUUCUAUGAAAUAGAAAUUUGUGAAUUUUGCAGUGCUAUGUCAGAUGGAUUUCUUUAUUCUGUAUGACCAAAAUGUAUUUUCGGACAAAGUAGAAUGCAUUUGACAUGUUAAUAAUUAGGGGGAUUUUUGACAUUGCAAUGAAAACAAUAUCAGAUGUAUAAAAGGAGGGGGGUGUAUUAGACCAUUCUGUAACUUAAUAGUUAAUUACCUCUUAAUGCAGCUGGGAUUUCUGAGUGAGAAAUAGUAUUGGACAUUUUUGUCAUACAAUAUAUUUUUUAGAAAUCUAUAAGAAAUCAUAGAAUUUGUUUGCAUGAAAUUAAUCAAAAGGGAUCAUAUUGAAGAAUUUUUAAAUGUGUUUUUUUUUAAUUACAUUUCUUUUUCAAGUAUUUAUUGUUGAAAUAUAAAUUCAUAUUUUAAUUUUGUUGAGGAAUUUUUUAUGGAUUAUUUCAAUACUGGUUUAAUUACAUG
Molecule: messenger RNA, 4172 nt
Organism: Saccostrea cuccullata (small rock oyster)
Lineage: Eukaryota; Metazoa; Mollusca; Bivalvia; Ostreida; Ostreidae
Exons: 5
Coding region: 2192-2662 (156 amino acids)
Source: RefSeq, a predicted model, not a curated record